This is a messenger RNA of Lotus japonicus, 447 nucleotides long. RefSeq lists its product as uncharacterized. NCBI's taxonomy places the organism in Eukaryota, Viridiplantae, Streptophyta, Magnoliopsida, Fabales, Fabaceae. The transcript has 2 exons. The record is from RefSeq and is a predicted model, not a curated record. The coding region runs from base 1 to 447 and encodes 148 amino acids.
AUGCCUAAUGGGGUUCAAGAUGCUGAUGAUGGAUACCUCUCAUCCCUAGAAAAUCUUGGCCCUAGUAGAGAGGAAGACUCAGCUGAUAGUGAAGAUGAUAGUGUUGGAGCAACAUAUGGUUUAGCUGGUUCACAAGGAAAUUUGAGCCAAGGAGUGGAGAGUCAAAGGACUGGAGAGAAUGGAAAGAGAAUUACUCAAUCUAAACAGAUAAUUAACAAAAAAAAACUCAAUUGCCUCCUCAAGGAUAGCAAAUGUUUGGACAAUUCAUCCAUUGGUGAAGUGAUGACUGAGCUUCAGACCAUUGAAGAAGUUUCAAAUGAUAUUGAGUUGCAUACCAAAUGUUGCCUACUAAUGAUGCACACGCCAGCUAGGGAUAUGUUUGUUGCAAUGCGAGGUGUAGAAGAGAAAAUGUUGCAUUGCCUUAAGGUUGCGGCAAAUAACCCCUAG